AUGGCUCACUACGAAAACCUUUUGCCAUCUAAUGGCCAAUGGAAGCAAGACAUAACUAAUUGGCUACAGGAAGAUGUUCCCUCCUUUGAUUACGGUGGAUUUGUAGUCGGAUCUGAUCAAAAGGCUGCAACUCUUUUCUGCAAACAAGAUGGAUAUUUAAGUGGUGUCCCAUUUGCUAAUGAAGUUUUUAAGCAAUGUGAGUUACAAGUUGAGUGGUAUUUUCAAGAAGGAGAUCAAUUGUUAAUCUCUAAAGCACCCCAGGGCAAAUUACCUGUCGCCAAAGUAACUGGUAAGGCUAAAGAUGUAUUACUUGCUGAGAGAACAGCUUUAAACAUAUUGUCUAGAAGUUCCGGUAUUGCUACAAGUUCCCGUCGUCUGAUGGAAGCAGCUAAGUCUGUAGGUUAUCGAGGUACUAUAGCAGGUACUAGAAAGACUACGCCAGGUCUUCGCCGCCUAGAGAAAUACUCAAUGUUAGUUGGUGGAUGCGAUCCUCACCGCUAUGAUUUGUCCUCCAUGGUCAUGCUCAAGGAUAAUCACAUUUGGUCCACUGGCUCCAUCACCAAUGCUGUGUAUGCUGCCAGACGUGUAUGCGGAUUUGCAGUCAAGAUUGAAGUGGAAUGUCAAUCUGAACAAGAGGCAGAUGAAGCCAUUGAAGCCGGUGCAGAUGUGAUAAUGCUUGACAAUUUUGAACCUGAAGGUCUUAAAAUAUGUGCGUCUAGCCUAAAGACAAAAUGGAAGGGACAAAGGGAGUUUUUACUAGAGUGCAGUGGUGGUCUUAAAUUGGAUAAUCUACAAGGUUACCUAUGUCCAGAGAUCGAUAUCUACAGCACAAGUAGCAUCCACCAGGGAACGGGUGUGGUAGAUUUCUCGUUGAAGAUUGACCAUUAA
Zygosaccharomyces rouxii is the source of this 888-nucleotide messenger RNA. It is a transcript of the gene BNA6, whose product is annotated as nicotinate-nucleotide diphosphorylase (carboxylating). NCBI's taxonomy places the organism in Eukaryota, Fungi, Ascomycota, Saccharomycetes, Saccharomycetales, Saccharomycetaceae. The record is from RefSeq and is a predicted model, not a curated record. The transcript has a single exon. Gene Ontology annotation, cellular component: cytoplasm. Gene Ontology annotation, biological process: quinolinate catabolic process; NAD+ biosynthetic process. Gene Ontology annotation, molecular function: nicotinate-nucleotide diphosphorylase (carboxylating) activity. The coding region runs from base 1 to 888 and encodes 295 amino acids.